Molecule: messenger RNA, 2467 nt
Organism: Gigantopelta aegis
Lineage: Eukaryota; Metazoa; Mollusca; Gastropoda; Neomphalida; Peltospiridae
Product: mitochondrial potassium channel ATP-binding subunit-like
Exons: 18
Coding region: 62-2275 (737 amino acids)
Biological process (GO): transmembrane transport
Cellular component (GO): membrane
Molecular function (GO): ATP hydrolysis activity; ATP binding; ABC-type oligopeptide transporter activity
Source: RefSeq, a predicted model, not a curated record
GGCCCCCAGUAAAACGUGAUUUGGCCAAAGUCGCUAAAUGAUAAAUUGAUACCUUAAAGAAAUGUUGUUAUUCAACAGUAAAUCUCUGUUAAUGUCGACCAGACCUCGUUUGUUAAGCCAUUUGCGAGGUUGUCUUCUUCCCAAUCAAUCAAAACUUUCAUGUACGAGGAAUUGUGGACGACAUUCAUGGAGCUCCUUUCACUGGCAGUUCAGUGUGGGUGCCAAAUACCCUGUACACAGUGUCCAAACAUUUAUCCGAGUCUUUAGAGAUGCCUUGAUCAAACGGUUUCCAGUGGCCCCCAUCACGAGGUGUACAUCCCAUCUGACAGGGCGUCUCUUUCCCCGUCUUGUCACCAUCCCUGCCGUCUGUCUAGCGACGGGGCUUACGGUGUAUUCACAUGUCAGCCAGAGCGUCGACUGCACGGCCAAACAUGCGAAAUCUCGACUGGUUGGCCACAAGAACAGCUCCGACAGACCAGAACCCGAGUUCGACUGGAAAGGAUUCCUCAAAAUAGUUCUUCCAGAAAUCUGGUAUCUCAUCGCUGCUGUUGUUAGUGCACUAGCAGUAGCCGUUGUCAACAUAAAUAUUCCACUGCUGAUGGGUGAAUUGGUGAACGUGGUGUCAAAGUUCACAACUCAGACAGCUAACAACUUUAUUGAGGAAGUUAGAAAACCAGUGAUGAAGCUCAUAGCAACAUACGCUGUACAGGGCAUUCUUACUUUCUUCUACAUCUCUCUUCUGUCAACUCUUGGAGAACGAGUGGCCUUGACCAUGAAGAAGCAGCUGUUUGCCUCACUCUUGAGUGAGGACAUCGCGUUCUUCGAUAAACACAAGACUGGGGAACUCAUUGACAGGAUAACAACAGAUAUUCAAGAUUUCAAAAGUUCCUUCAAACUCUGCAUAUCACAGGGUCUUCGUUCGGUAGCUGAGACAAUCGGCUGUGUAGCAUCGCUGAUGAUGAUAUCAGUAAAAUUGACUGGUGUCAUGAUCGUUGUGGUUCCUGGUAUUAUUUUUGUGGGAACGUUGCUAGGAAACAGUCUUAGGACGUUAUCUCGUGCCUCUCAGGACCAGAUUGCCACGUCAACGGCUGUUGCCGAUGAGGCUAUUGGAAAUGUGCGCACCGUGAGAGCCUUUGCCAUGGAGGACAAGGAGAAAGAGUUAUACGAUCACCAGGUGGAAGAGGCGUGUAGACUGAACGUUCAGCUUGGAGUUGGAAUCGGGGUCUUCCAGGGUCUGGCUAAUGUCGCCCUUAAUGGCAUUGUACUGGGGACAAUUUUUGCUGGCGGAUGGAUGUUGUCUGUGAAUGAACUAACUGCUGGAGACCUCAUGUCUUUCCUGGUGGCCACGCAGACCAUUGAGAGAUCUCUAGCUCACAUGUCACUGUUAUUUGGCCAGGUAGUUAGAGGAAUCGGAGCAGGAGCUCGAGUGUUUGAGUUCAUCAAUGCAAAACCUGACAUCCCUCUGAAGGGUGGAGAGACGAUACCAUUCCACAGUGUGUUAGGAAAUAUAAACUUCGAAGAUGUGACUUUCUCGUACCCGACCCGAUCUGAUCAAACCGUGCUGCGUGACUUCAAUCUGUCAGUCCCAGGGGGCACUGUUGUUGCGCUAGUUGGAUUGUCAGGGGGAGGAAAGUCAACUGUUGCUGUUCUCUUGGAAAGGUUCUAUGAUGUGUCUAAUGGGAAGAUAACUCUAGAUGGCAAGGACAUCAGGACUUUAGAUCCAUCAUGGCUACGGGGGAAAGCAAUGGGAUUCAUCAACCAGGAACCUGUUUUGUUUGCAACAUCUGUGAUGGAGAACAUACGUUAUGGUAAACCUGAUGCGACAGAUGUUGAGGUGAUGGAGGCGGCCAAGCUGGCAAACGCUCACGACUUUGUGACUCAGUUUCCGCAAGGUUACCACACAGUGCUGGGUGAGAGGGGGGUCACCGUGUCAGGGGGACAGAAACAGAGGAUUGCCAUUGCUCGUGCCCUCAUCAAGAACCCCUCCAUUCUCAUACUGGAUGAGGCUACCAGUGCGCUGGAUGCAGAGUCAGAAAGAGUUGUACAAGAAGCAUUAGAUAGAGUCAUCAAAGGUCGCACCGUCAUCGUGAUCGCACAUCGUCUGAGCACCAUCAGGAACGCAGACUUGAUUGCUGUUGUCGCAAAUGGAAAGAUUGUUGAGAAAGGAACUCACAAGUCAUUGAAACAGAAGAGAGGUCUUUACUGGGAGCUGAUUAGAAAACAGGAACUGGAAGAAGAAAUUUUAGUUCACGAAAAACAAGAAACUGAAUUUUAAUUAGUCAAGUGAAUAGUGAUAAUUAAUACAAUCUGUGAUAUGUGACAUUUUAAAAAUUAAUAAGUAAUAAUUCUAACAGGGACUUGAAGAAGAUUCUUCAUGGAUCCAAGUACAUGUAUUACUAAUAGUCAUGUAUGUGUAGUGAGAGCUGGAUAUGACAGUUGAAGAGUUAAUAAACAGUUAUAAUACGCA